Molecule: messenger RNA, 966 nt
Organism: Fusarium venenatum
Lineage: Eukaryota; Fungi; Ascomycota; Sordariomycetes; Hypocreales; Nectriaceae
Source: RefSeq, a predicted model, not a curated record
AUGAAGCUCAUCUCCGCACUUGUUAUCAUCCUCAAGCUUGUCAGUCUCACCGAAGCUGCUAGGUGGACUCUGCAUAAAAGUUGCUACGAUAAUGAUGCAUACAAAAGUGGCAUGAUCCAGGCAAUGGAGACUGCGAAAUCAAGAUCUGCUUUCGCUGUUUCAAAAAUGACUUCUAUAAAUCCUUUUGACAGUUUUAUAAAGCUUGCUCGUUUGCUUACUACUAGUGGAGACGCCGGAGUUCUCAGGGGUCGAUACGAAAAGUUUGCUGAACUUAAUGGUCCACUUGGUAGGGAUAGCGGCUUCGCUGACUCCACCGAGUGGACUGGUCGAACUAAUCCUGACCGGACCGACUUUAUAUUGUACUGCGCCCCAGACCUCGUCGAGAAGGACACUGGGUAUGGCCAAAAACACCCAUUGGACAACGCAAGACAGCGUAUCUUGUUAGAUACCAGCGCCCUUGUCAUGAUCCGUGACGACAUAAAAGCUGGGACGUGGAAGAACCCUGAAAAGAAGAUCGCGGCUGUUACAGAGACAACGCCUGCGACGUUACUGCCGCAGGAUGAAGCAGCCAAGAUUCCAAACACCAUCACAUUUAACCCCAUCUGGCUUAACUCCAUGAUCCAGAAUGGGGGCCUUUUCGCCAGUGAUGAGACGAUGGAGAAAAUGACGAAGAAGGGGGCCUUGGCUGAACUUCAGAAAAGCUGGACAGACAAGAAGAGAGCCACUCCAAUUGACGCUCUGGUCAAUGACUUGGCAACCACAAUUCAUCACGAGUUGUUCCAUCUCAACGCAUUCGGUAGUCAUAAAGACUUACCAGCUGAUGAUAUUGGCGCGUAUGGCUGGAUGAACAAUGUUGAAAACAAAUUGAGGGACAACCCGGAUCUAAUGGCGAUCUUGGCACUUAUUUUUGACUUGAAGCAAAACAAGAAGAUUACUGUUAAAAAGGAUGGAGAAAUGAAGAAGUAA